Neoarius graeffei (lesser salmon catfish) is the source of this 4498-nucleotide messenger RNA. RefSeq names its product TBC1 domain family, member 15 (gene tbc1d15). Bases 62 to 2158 code for a protein of 698 amino acids. The transcript is spliced from 16 exons. Gene Ontology annotation, molecular function: GTPase activator activity. Gene Ontology annotation, biological process: activation of GTPase activity. NCBI's taxonomy places the organism in Eukaryota, Metazoa, Chordata, Actinopteri, Siluriformes, Ariidae. The record is from RefSeq and is a predicted model, not a curated record.
UUGUUGUGGAAAGCUGACAGGCACGUGAGCUGUGCGACGGCGAGCAUCGACAGCAGCAAACAUGGCGGCUACAACUCCUCCCAAGGUGAUAUUUGAACACGAAGGGGUUUUCAUCCAUUCAAGCACAGACGAUUCGGCGGAUCAGGAUUCACUAAUAUCAGGCUUUCUCCAGAUCAUUGAUAAGGAUGGUGAAACAUUUGUGGAAUAUAAACCUUUGGAGGAUACAGUGGAUCUUUCAAAUAUGCUUUGUGCCUGCAAGGACUCCAGCUCUGUGAUGGAGUGGACACAGAGGCCUCAUCGCCCGAUGGAUCAGCAGUUAAGCUAUGAGACUGAGUGGGACAUGGUUAACACCGUCUCCUUUAAGAAGAAGGUCCAUACCAAUGGUGAAGGGGGUUCAAACCAUUUUAAUGAGCGCAACAAGUGGGCCUUCUCCUUUAAUGUCAGUGAACUCAGAACUGUCACAGUUAAACACGAAGGCUGGUCAUACCUAAUUUUCUGCUUGAGGGAUGAUGCAACAUUGCCUGCCAUUCACUUCCAUCAAGGAGGCAGCCAAGGGUUUCUGGAUGGCUUGAGGAAAUCCGUGCAUCUCAGCGAGAGUCCUGAUGAUAAAAACGUUCUGGAAGUUGCCACAUAUAACAAAGCAAUUUCACAGUCCUUUGAGAAUCUUCUCGAUGACUCCAAUUAUGGCCUUGUUCAGGUACGAGAAUUUCAUAUUGGGAUGAGGGGAAAUUAUAUUGAUGUGCUUAAUUUAAAAAUUGGCGCACACAAAGCUGUCAGUGCACUGCUCAAACUCCAUUCUUGUCAACAGAAAUUGAAAAAGGAUCCCUACACAACAACUUUGGGUGGUUUCUCUAAAGUCACAAACUACAUCUUUGAUGCAUUUCGACCGUCCGAGUCUGAAUGCCAGCAGCGCCCUGCUGAGGAAGUGGCAGACAUUCUGGGGGAACUCAUCCCUGGGUUGGAAAUCAACCAGCAGGAAGAGCCUGGCUUUGAGGUCAUCACUAGAAUUGAUUUGGGCACAAGGCCAGAGGUACAGAGGAGAGAGCCAGUAACGAUGGAGGACUGGGCAAAGCACCAAGACUCUGAGGGAAGAGUGUCCAGUGUGCCUCACUUAAAGCAUCUUAUUUUCAAAGGGGGCUUGUACCAUGCUGUGAGAAAAGAAGCUUGGAAGUUUUUGCUGGGCUAUUAUCCCUGGGAUAGUACACAUGAAGAAAGGAAAAAUCUGCAGAAAAGGAAAACGGACGAGUACUUCAGAAUGAAGCUGCAGUGGAAAUCAGUCAGCGAGGAGCAGGAGAAGAGAAAUACCAGGUUACGAGAUUAUAAAAGCCUUAUCGAGAAAGAUGUAAACAGGACUGACCGCAACAACAAGUUCUAUGAGGGCCUGGACAACCCCGGGCUGAUAUUGCUGCAUGACAUCCUAAUGACAUACUGCAUGUAUGACUUUGAUUUGGGCUAUGUACAAGGCAUGAGUGAUCUGCUCUCUCCCAUCCUCUUUGUUAUGGAGAAUGAAGUGGAUGCCUUUUGGUGCUUUGUCUCCUUCAUGGAUCAGAUGCAUGAGAACUUUGAAGAACAGAUGCAGGGCAUGAAGACUCAGCUGAUCCAGCUUAGCACGUUGCUACGGCUCCUAGAUUUAGCCUUCUGGAAUUAUCUGGAGGCUCAGGAUUCUGGGUAUCUGUAUUUCUGUUUUCGGUGGUUACUGAUCCGCUUCAAGAGGGAACUCUACUUUCAGGAUGUGCUUCGCCUCUGGGAGGUGAUGUGGACAGGCCUCCCGUGCCAGAAUUUUCACCUUCUGGUAUGCUGUGCCAUUUUGGAUUCAGAAAAACAGAAAAUAAUGGACAGACAUUAUGGAUUUAAUGAAAUACUCAAGCACAUAAAUGAACUCUCCAUGAAACUGGACAUUGAGGAAAUCCUUAUUAAAUCAGAGGCUAUAUACAUGCAGUUAAAAAAUUGCAAGGAUUUGCCCCAUUCAGUGAGUGAGAUUCUGGGCUUAAACACAGUCACAGAGAGCUCUACCUUAGAAACCAGUGAAUACAGUGUGCUUGAAUCACCUCAGACCUCACCAAGAUCUGCACACAAACAAGACCAGGCCUAUUCCAAUGGCCAUGGACUCUUACAAGAAACACCACACAACACAUGUAAAGUUGGAUUUAUUUCAUAGGACAUGUCAUAGGUUUUCUUAGCACCUGUAUAUCAGUAAGAUAAACCGUGUUUUGGUAUCAUGUAGAUAUUUGCUACCAGAUAUUACAUAGAAAAGAAUAUGUAUGAAUGUAAAAUUGGGAUCUAAUGUGAUCUUAAAGCUAUUAUUUUUGUAAUUUUCUUGUACCAUAUUGUCUUUCAUGGAAAUAACCAUUCCUUCUCACUGUAUAAAGUUUUCAAAAUGUAAAGAUGGAGUUUCCAUUGUUGAUUUUAAAUGCUGAUUUAUUCCCCCCAUUUUCUUUUCUUGAAUCAUGCAAUUAAAUGAAUUAAAAUCUGGUCGCCUCAUGGUGGUGGCUUUGGGGUUGUUGUUUUUAAAAAAAAAAAAAAAACAACCAGAUAAAAGUAAGAUUAAUGUAACCUAGGAAUGGGGUGUUACCAUUUUUCAUUUCAUAUGAAUUACCUGGUACAUGCUUUAUUUGGGCAGUACGGUGGUGUAAUGGUUAGCAUGGUCGCCUCACAGCAAGAAGGUUCGGGGUUCAAACCCAGCGGCCGGCGAGGGCCUUUCUGUGUGGAGUUUGCAUGUUCUCCCUGUGUCUGCGUGGGUUUCCUCGGGGUGCUCCGGUUUCCUCCAUGGUCUAAAGGCAUGCGGUUAGGUUAAUAUGGGAUGGCCUUGGGCUGAGGUGCCCUUGAGCGAGGCACCUAACUCCCAACUGUUCCCCGGGCGCUGUUAGCAUGACUGCUCAUUGCUCGUGUGUGUGUGUUCACUGCUUCAGAUAGGUUAAAUGCAGAGAGGAAAUUUCACAAGUGUGUGUGAUGAAUAAAGUUGUGCUUUCUUUUUUUUUUUUGCUUUAUUAAAAUAUCAAGUAAACCAUUUGUAAUGAUGCAGAUCUGUGGGAUGACCUGAAAUACUGAGGCAAGAAAUGAUGUUAACACUGACUUUUUUUUAUCUUCUUGCUUGUGUUUCAGCUUUACUAAUUUCACUCAUAUUCUCUCUCUCUCUCACACACACACACCCCUACGGUAUGUGUUUUGGUCGGGAGAGAUCCCCUGUCUUCGCUCUCUCCCUCCUUUUCUAUCCUUCAUUGCAAAACACACGUUAAUUUACAACAGGUGUACUGACUUUGCCACUCACCUUCCCUGGUCCCGCCCUCCAUUCACAACCCGCCGCUUGGCCACGUCUCCGCUGCCAUAACAUGCUAUCUGUAUGCUUGCACAUCCAGUACAGAAAUGGUGGCAUCCUUCAUGAAAAUUAAUUGAUAAAGUAUGACAUGUAAGAAGUGAUAUUUGAGUUCAGUCAUACAGGAGUACUGUAUAAUUUAUUUUAAAAAGUGUAAAGUUUAAAAAAAAAACACUGGUGUUCUCUUUGAGUCUAUACCUGUAAUGUUUACUAAAGUUGGAAACACCCAUUGAGUGAUCCUGACUCAAUUCUCCAAGCAGAACCCAUUUAUAGUGUUAGAUUUGUGUAUGUGGACAUUUCCCUCUUCAAUUCAGACCACAGGUUCUCAGUGGUGUUCAAACCCAGACAGCCAGAUGAUUAUUUGCAAAAUACAAAUUUUUUGUUUAGUUAACAAUGUCUAUGUUUUAUUGGAAAUAUGAUUCUCAUGGGCGGCACGGUGGUGUAGUGGUUAGCGCUGUCGCCUCACAGCAAGAAGGUCCGGGUUCGAGCCCCGUGGCUGGCGAGGGCCUUUCUGUGCGGAGUUUGCAUGUUCUCCCCGUGUCCGCGUGGGUUUCCUCCGGGUGCUCCGGUUUCGCCCGUAGUCAGCUGGGAUAGGCUCCAGCUUGCCUGCGACCCUGUAGAACAGGAUAAAGCGGCUAGAGAUGAUGAGAUAAUUCUCAUUAUUUUGCUGAAAGCUUUAUCUAUGGAUGAGUCUGAAGAUAAAGCAGACGCAGCUGGGAUUUAGACUGAAAAGUCCUGGUCCUGAACAAAUCAACAAUCACAUUUUGUGUUGACCGGUCUUUGGUUCUACUCAUGAUAAUACAUAAGGGGUUUGAUGUGUGGAACCUCCUAUUUAUACCUCAGGGGAACAGGGCAUGUUUAAAGGCAAUAACAGGUGUUCCUGAACUUUGCACUGGCUCUCUGUCCAAUACAGGAUCCAGUUUAAAGUUUUAAAAGCUUGAUGAAUUUUAUAAGCUUAACCAUGUUUUAUAUUAUCUUAAUGGUACAGCACUUUGUACAAAUUUUAUUCUUUUAAAUGUGCUUUAUAAUUUCUUACUUGGUUAGUUACUAAGUUACUGGGCUAUAAUAAUUCUUUUACAUUUAUUUAAAAUAUUUUGGGGAGCCAAAACCACUUUAGCACAUACACCGUGUGUAUGAACAAUGACUAUGAUUUUGUUUCUUAUAAUAAAGAUAAAUUCUCUUACA